AUGGCGGCAGCUGCCCUAAAGUGGAACGCCCUCGCAGUCAUGAACGGCGGUAAUCAGUUUCACAUCCAGCAAGGUUCUACCAGUACCAACUCCAGAGAAAGCGGUACCAGUGCAUCUGGCCGUCCGGCUCUUCAGAUUCCGAAUCGGGGCUCCUACUGCCGGCUGCUUGGUGGAUCUCCUUUCAGUCCUGCUAGUCCUCAGAUGAGCCCCACCAGGACGACAGGUCACACGUUUGUUUUCCCACCCUCCCCUCGGGCUCGCUCUCCGUCGCCUCGGUGCCGGGAGCUUCUCGGGGUCAACGUGGGCCAAAGGGUCCGACGACUCAGUUCGCCUGGCGCCGGCGAGGAAGAGGAGGAGUCGUCGAAGGGAGGAGAGAAGCAAGAGGAGCGCAGACGACAAGCGCAGCUGCUGCAGAUUCAUAAAGAGCUGCAAAACGUUGAGGUCAAGGGGAAAGUGGGCAUUUUCGAGGCUCACAUAUCUGGGAUUCGUGCCCAGGUGCUCAACAGCGAGCUCCAACGCAGCCCUCGGUCUCCGAGACGAGUGUCGGGCCAAGUCCCGCCCCCUCCCGGCCCCGGCGGUGCAGCCCUUGAAUGCUCAAUGACCCAGGCCCGCCAGAGUCAAGUUCCUCCCGUUGUCCAAAAUGGGAGAGAAGACGAGGAUGAAGAAAGUAGCGCCGUUCAAAUAAAAACACUGUCCGUCCAAAACGGCUGCCGGUCAGAAACUAUAGAAUCCCCCCUUCCAGAUGGACAGCUCCUCGUCCGGGGUCCCUCGGGAGCUGAUCCUGCCAAAGAUGGAGGGAUAGAAAAGGACAGCGAGGUGAAGGAAAACAAACAAACACCGAGAGAUGACGGAGACUCAAGGGAGAGAGAAGUGAGCACGGAACGCCAGUCUUGCCCUCGCACGGACGCCGACAUGCUGCGAGCUCACCCGGAUACCCCCGCCGUCCUGCCUUCCAUCCCAGCGGUCAUCAUCACCGACCACGGACUGGAGAGUCACCUCCAAGCCCCAGGGGGCACACCGAGCCCUGCUUCCAGCCCUAGCAUGGCGGCUCGUGCCCUCAGGAAGCUGUCUUCGUCCUCGGCCUCGUCCGCAGGCUUCUCCUCGUCGUGGGAAGAGUCGGAAGAGGAUAUUUCCGACACGGAAAGAGGAGGGCAACUUCUCACCCCGGCGCAGCUCAGCUCUCGACAGAAAGCGCACAAGUCAUGGAAGAAGAUCAAGAACAUGGUUCAUUGGUCGCCGUUCGUCAUGUCAUUCAAGAAGAAAUAUCCUUGGAUACAACUGGCGGGGCAUGCAGGGAGCUUCAAGGCAGGAGCCAACGGCCGCAUUUUAAAAAAACACUGCGAGUGCGAGCAGAGAUGUCUGUCCCUCCUGAUGCGGGAUGUGCUGUGUCCGUAUGUACCUGGUUACCAUGGCGAUGUGGAGAAGGACGGCCAAAAAUACAAUCAGAUGGAGGACCUGCUGGCUGAGUUUGACUGUCCGUGUGUGAUGGAUUGCAAGAUGGGAGUGAGAACAUAUCUGGAGGAAGAGCUAACCAAGGCCCGCAAGAAGCCCACCCCGCGACCGGACAUGUACCAGAAGAUGGUGGAGGUGGACCCUGAGGCGCCGUCGGCCGAGGAGAACCAGAAAAAAGCGGUCACCAAGCCCCGUUACAUGCAGUGGCGGGAAACCAUCAGCUCUACCGCCACGCUAGGCUUCCGCAUUGAAGGAGUCAAGAAAGAAGACGGCACGGUCAACAGAGAUUUUAAGAGGACAAAGACGCGAGAGCAAGUCAUGGCGGCCUUCAACGAUUUUGUCAAAGGCAACAAAGACAUUCUGACUGGCUACUUAACCAGGCUGAAGGAAAUCCGAAGCACCCUGGAAACUUCUCCUUUCUUCAAAACUCACGAGGUGAUCGGAAGCUCCCUGUUGUUCGUCCACGACAGCAAAGGCAGAGCAAAAGUGUGGAUGAUCGACUUCGGCAAGACAAUGGCGCUCCCCGAGGGCGAGGAGUUGGACCACCGGGCGUCCUGGCAGGAGGGCAACCGGGAGGACGGCUACCUUUUCGGACUGGACUGUCUGGUGGACAUCAUUUCCACAGUUCUGGACUCUGAAACAUGA
Nerophis lumbriciformis (worm pipefish) is the source of this 2097-nucleotide messenger RNA. NCBI's taxonomy places the organism in Eukaryota, Metazoa, Chordata, Actinopteri, Syngnathiformes, Syngnathidae. The record is from RefSeq and is a predicted model, not a curated record.